This is a messenger RNA of Aspergillus niger, 660 nucleotides long. RefSeq lists its product as uncharacterized. Gene Ontology annotation, cellular component: multivesicular body; ESCRT III complex. The transcript is spliced from 5 exons. The coding region runs from base 1 to 660 and encodes 219 amino acids. The record is from RefSeq and is a predicted model, not a curated record. Gene Ontology annotation, biological process: protein transport; endosome transport via multivesicular body sorting pathway; late endosome to vacuole transport. NCBI's taxonomy places the organism in Eukaryota, Fungi, Ascomycota, Eurotiomycetes, Eurotiales, Aspergillaceae.
AUGAACAUCGUCGAAUGGGCCUUCGGCAAGCGCAUGACGCCCGCCGAGCGUCUGCGCAAACAUCAACGAGCGCUCGACCGAACCCAGCGCGAACUGGACCGCGAACGAGUCAAGCUUGAGAACCAGGAGAAGAAGCUAGUCCAGGAUAUCAAGAAGAGCGCGAAGAAUGGGCAGAUUGGGGCUUGUAAGAUCCAGGCGAAGGAUUUGGUGAGGACGAGGAGAUAUAUCCAGAAAUUCUACCAGAUGCGGACACAGCUACAGGCUAUUUCGCUGCGGAUUCAGACGGUACGAAGCAACGAACAAAUGAUGCAGUCAAUGAAAGGCGCAACGAUGCUACUAGGCAGCAUGAACCGACAGAUGAAUCUCCCCGCAUUGCAACGAAUCGCAAUGGAGUUCGAACGAGAGAACGAUAUCAUGGAUCAACGACAGGAAAUGAUGGAUGAGGCGAUUGACGAAGCAACGGGACUGGAGGGCGAGGAGGAAGAAGGCGAGGAUAUCGUCAAGGAGGUUCUUGAUGAGAUUGGUGUGGAUCUUAGCCAGGCGGUUCGUUUCCCUCCUCUUCGCACGAGAGUUGCGCAAGCGGUUGGAGCUGGGGGUGGCGGUGGUGCGAAUACGAGUGAUGAUGACUUGCAGGCGAGAUUGGAUAGUCUGCGGAGGUGA